Messenger RNA from Beta vulgaris subsp. vulgaris (sugar beet), 2655 nucleotides. RefSeq names its product ATP-dependent zinc metalloprotease FTSH, chloroplastic. Bases 226 to 2343 code for a protein of 705 amino acids. Gene Ontology annotation, molecular function: ATP hydrolysis activity; ATP binding; metalloendopeptidase activity. Gene Ontology annotation, biological process: proteolysis. NCBI's taxonomy places the organism in Eukaryota, Viridiplantae, Streptophyta, Magnoliopsida, Caryophyllales, Amaranthaceae. The transcript has 5 exons. The record is from RefSeq and is a predicted model, not a curated record. Gene Ontology annotation, cellular component: membrane; chloroplast thylakoid.
UACAAAUUAAUCCAACACACUGGAAAACUUUGUUUAAUUCAAUUCAACUCAAAAUUCCCAAAAGCAAAUAUCUACAGAUAACAUUUGUGUACCUCCAAGCUCCAGCAACAUCACCUUUCAUCCAUAAAAUCUUCCCCCCUCUUUUCUCUCUCUCCUCUUUCUCUAAAAACCCAGACAAACAAAACCUCAGUACUCUCCAAUUUCUUGAAAACCUUCAAUUCAACCAUGUCUAACCCUUUACUUUCUUCAACCUUCCUGACCAAUGGCGUCCAAAUUUUCCCACCAACACCUAAAACCACAAAACCCACAAUUUCUUCAUCAAGAAAGAAAUUUGUAAUCACUCAAUCUUUCCCCAAUUCUCAAAACCUUAAAUUCCCUUCAAAUUCAGCCUUAACAACAGCCCUAAUUUUAUCCUCAACUUUGGGUUCUCAGCAAGCUUUAGCCGUGGAUAAUCUCCCUCCUCCUCAAUCUCAACCUCCCCAAGUAAUUGAAGCUCAACCCAACAAUCCAAAUCUCCCAAACUCAUCACCCUUUUCGCAGAAUUUGAUUUUGAAUGCUCCAAAACCCUCAAAUCCGGACCUUCCAGAAGGUGCACAAUGGAGGUAUAGUGAGUUUUUAACAGCGGUAAAAAAGGGUAAGGUAGAAAGGGUAAGAUUUAGUAAAGAUGGUUCUGUUUUACAGUUAACUGCCAUUGAUGGUAGAAGAGCUUCUGUUGUAGUUCCCAAUGAUCCUGAUCUUAUUGAUAUUUUAGCAAUGAAUGGUGUUGAUAUUUCUGUUUCUGAAGGAGAGGGUGGAAAUGGGUUGUUUAGUUUUAUUGGGAAUUUGUUGUUUCCGUUUAUUGCCUUUGCUGGGCUUUUUUUCUUGUUCCGUCGGGCCCAAGGUGGUCCAGGUGGGCCUGGUGGGCUUGGUGGGCCGAUGGAUUUCGGUCGGUCCAAGUCUAAGUUCCAGGAGGUGCCGGAAACUGGUGUGACAUUCGCUGAUGUUGCCGGUGCUGAUCAGGCGAAAUUAGAGUUGCAGGAAGUUGUAGACUUCUUGAAGAACCCUGAUAAGUAUACUGCAUUGGGGGCAAAAAUUCCAAAAGGGUGUCUCCUUGUGGGGCCACCCGGGACAGGGAAGACGCUGUUGGCGAGGGCGGUGGCUGGGGAGGCCGGCACUCCGUUCUUUUCGUGUGCGGCGUCGGAGUUUGUGGAGCUGUUUGUUGGGGUGGGAGCUUCUAGGGUGAGGGAUUUGUUUGAGAAGGCAAAGAGCAAGGCACCUUGCAUUGUGUUUAUUGAUGAGAUUGAUGCUGUUGGGAGACAAAGAGGAGCAGGGAUGGGUGGUGGAAAUGAUGAGAGGGAACAGACUAUCAAUCAGUUGUUGACUGAGAUGGAUGGGUUUUCUGGAAAUUCUGGUGUCAUUGUUUUGGCUGCUACUAAUAGGCCGGAUGUUCUUGAUUCUGCUUUGUUGAGGCCCGGGAGGUUCGAUCGUCAGGUGACUGUUGAUCGGCCUGAUGUUGCUGGGAGAGUUAAGAUCCUUCAGGUCCACUCCCGUGGAAAGGCACUAGCGAAAGAUGUGGACUUUGAAAAGAUUUCAAGGAGAACCCCUGGUUUUACUGGAGCAGACUUGCAAAAUCUGAUGAACGAAGCAGCAAUCCUUGCAGCUAGGAGAGAACUCAAGGAAAUCAGCAAAGAUGAGAUAGCUGAUGCCCUAGAGAGAAUUAUUGCCGGUCCAGAGAAGAAAAAUGCAGUUGUUUCAGAAGAGAAGAAACGAUUAGUAGCUUAUCAUGAGGCGGGUCAUGCCUUAGUGGGUGCGCUCAUGCCCGAGUAUGAUCCUGUAGCCAAAAUUUCAAUCAUUCCUCGUGGACAAGCUGGUGGUCUUACAUUCUUUGCCCCCAGUGAAGAAAGGCUGGAAUCUGGCCUUUACAGCAGAAGCUAUCUCGAAAAUCAGAUGGCUGUUGCUCUUGGUGGCAGGGUAGCUGAAGAAGUUAUAUUUGGUGAAGACAAUGUUACAACAGGUGCUUCUAAUGACUUCAUGCAAGUUUCACGAGUGGCAAGGCAGAUGGUUGAGAGAUUUGGAUUCAGUAAGAAAAUUGGACAAAUUGCUAUUGGUGGUGGUGGUGGAAACCCAUUCUUGGGACAACAGAUGGCAAGUUCAAAAGAUUACUCUAUGGCAACCGCUGAUGUGGUUGAUGGCGAAGUAAGAGAGUUGGUGGAGACAGCAUAUAAAAGAGCGACUGAGAUUGUCAACACUCACAUCGACAUCCUCCACAAACUUGCCCAGCUUCUUAUUGAGAAGGAGACUGUUGAUGGGGAAGAGUUCAUGAGCUUGUUCAUUGAUGGUAAGGCUGAAUUGUAUGUUUCUUAGAAAUGUCAAGCCAUCAGGUCCAGAAUUCUUGUAGUAAUAUAUACUUGUAUCAAGUACAUCAAUUUGCCAUUCUUGUACAAAACCUGUUAGAAAAUACAUACAGCAUAUUUGAUGAAAAGAAGGAUCUGACUUGUCUGGUGUACAAAAAUUCAACGGUGCACAGGACUUCGCUAUGCCUUAAGCUUUCUCCUUGCUACAGAUUGUAAAGAUAUGUAAAACACCCACAAAAUACAAUGUAAUCUUUUUGUGUAGUGUGCUAGAUUCCUUCUCUAGAAAUGAAAGGGAAAUUACUAGCUCUUGGCUUUCAUUGUA